GCUAAAUAUGUAAUACACUUUAUAAUUAAAAUAUGAUGUGGUACUAGUGUACUACGAUCUAUUAAUUACUAAUGCGACUAUUAGUGUCGGUUUGGAUUGAAAUUAAUUGUUUGAUAAAAUCUAUGGAAACUGGAAAGUAUUUUUGAUAUGAAAAGUGGUAGUGUGAAAAUGCAAUGAAAAAAAAAAAAAAAAAAAACUCCAUGAAUUGUAUUAUCUUAAAAACGUAAAGCCAAACACCAAUCUUUAUACAAUUUCAUUUAAAUCGCUUUUUUUCUCCACAAUAUCACAAUGCCAAAUGGUAAAUUGGUAAUAUGUAGUGCAUCUUACUAUUUUCUAUUAUGAAAUUUGAAAGUUGGACCCACUGUUUUGGGAGGGAAGUGAAUGCAAAAAUUAAGUUAUUUUUAGUUCGGCUCAAUGAGGCAAUUUCCCACCUUAGCCUUCUUGAGCAUAACAAUAAUUAAGAGGAGGUUAUCAAUAUGGAAAAUUGAGGGAGUAAAUAUAUUUAUCUCCUUUUAAGGGUUUACUGUAGUAAUUCUAAUUUCUUAUCAUUUGUUUGUAUAAAUCUGAAGUGUCUGCUUUUGAAAUCAUAGGCAACAAAAGCAAUUCAAGCCAUAGUCAUCAAAAAUCGGAAAGCAAAUUUCAACUUUGAAGAAUUUUCUGUAGUUUUUCCAAAGAUGUCUAAUCUUAGAUUGCUAAUAAUUGAGGGGCAGCACAUCUCAAUUGCUCUCAAUCAUUUUCCUAAUGGCCUGAGACAUCUUUCAUGGGACUACUGUUCUUUAAAAUGUUUGCCAUCUAGUUUCCAACCAAAGGAACUUGUUGAACUUGAAUUGUCGUCUAGCAAGUUGAAAUAUCUUUGGGAAGGAGCAAAGAGUUUAGGAAAGUUAAAGUCCAUCAAUCUUGCCUAUUCUGAAAACCUUAUUAGGACACCUGACUUUUCAGGGCUUCCGAGACUUGAGAUACUAGACCUUGCUUUUUGCUAUUAUUUAGUUGAGUUACACCCAUCUAUUGGACAACUCAGCAAGCUUAAAAGUUUAAAUCUCCAUUUCUGCGAAUCUCUUACCAAUCUUCCCAGCUUGUCAGCUAAAAUGGAGUCCCUUACGUCUAUUGAUCUUUCUAAUUGCUCAAAAAUGAAGAAGAUUCCAGAAUUUAAGGGAACUAUGAAAAGCCUAUCGGAACUUAUUUUGGGUUGGACUGCUAUUGAGGAACUACCACCCUCAUCAAUCGAGUGUUUAACUGCCCUUGAAAAUCUAGAUCUAAAUGGCUGCAAUUAUCUCAAAUGCCUUCCAAGCAACAUGGAUAGUUUGAGGUCUCUUAAAUUUCUCAGUCUUUCCGGAUGCUCAAAACUUGACCUGCCAGAGAACUUACGGAAAAUAAAGUGUUUGGAAAGACUUGAUUUGGGAGGGAUUUCUCAACUUGAAGAAAUAGAACUUAAUGGUAUAGGCUGCUUGUCCUCGUUAAAAUAUUUAUCACUAAGUUCAAACAAUUUUGUCACCCUGCCUGCAAUCGUCAGUCAACUUUCAAAACUUGAAGCUCUUGAUUUGAGCCGCUGCGAGAAGCUUCGAUCAGUGUCAGAGCUUCCAUCAACCAUGAGAUAUAUAAAUAUGGAAAGGUGUUGUUCCCUAGAACCAUCAUCGGCACUGCUUAGACAAAGCAGAAUGUCACGACUGUAUUAUACUCAUCAUCACAAGUAUGAUGAGUGCUAUGGUUUAGUGGCAUUAACAGUGUUGAAUCGUUACCUACAGGGACUCUUUUGUCAAAAAACUGGAUAUGAAACUGCUACCAAGAGAAAAGAGGAUGGAUCUAAAACUGAAUUUCAGAUCAUUAUUCCUAGAUUUUUCUUUCCAGAGUGGUUAACUCAUCAAAGUUUUGGGAACUCAAUAACCGUAGCGUUGUCUCGAAAUUGGUGUAAUAGUAGGUGGAUGGGAUUCAUUCUCUGUGCUGAUUUUUCUAUAGGUUACUAUUCUAGUUUUAGAGAUUGUGGUUUUAGAGCUUGUGGUUAUAGAGCUUGUGUUAAAGCCAUUGGUGGUAUGCCUCACAGUCAAUAUGUCUCUAAAUUUCAUUUUGGGACAUGUAGUAGGGACCACGUUUGGUUAUUGUAUUUGUCUCGUGAUGAUUGGUUUAGUACUGUUGGGAACGGUGAAUGCAGUCAGAUUGAGGUUGUAUUUGAAAACGACUCUGGUUCAAGCCUUCAUAGUACAAUGAAUCAUGUGGGGAAGUGUGGGGUCAAAUUGGUAUACGAGCAAGACAUGGGACUGAUGGAAAAGUUUUUUGCUUUCGCACAGUGUAUCUUCAAAGAUUUCAACCAGAAACUAAUUACUGUUCGCGAUUGGUGGAUCCAUAGUAUGGUAAAUCGCUAG
Messenger RNA from Quercus lobata, 2357 nucleotides. Its product is annotated as TMV resistance protein N-like. The coding region runs from base 675 to 2357 and encodes 560 amino acids. The record is from RefSeq and is a predicted model, not a curated record. The transcript is spliced from 4 exons. Gene Ontology annotation, molecular function: protein binding. Gene Ontology annotation, cellular component: cytoplasm. NCBI's taxonomy places the organism in Eukaryota, Viridiplantae, Streptophyta, Magnoliopsida, Fagales, Fagaceae.